AUAUGAACACUUCAGACCUACACAGUCAGUCGUCGGUGAAAGGCCGCGUUGGUGAACUCAACGUUUGGUGAAAGGCCGCGUAGUAUUUCAAUAACAACGUUAUGGGAUGGUGGGUUAUCUUCAGUAAGAUUUUUGCAGUCCUUAAAGUGUAACUGAAAGAUUUUCCAAAUAAACCCGACAGGAAAUAGCGCAACCUUAACUGACUUUAAAGCUUACAUUGUCUUCCAGUACCCAAUAUGCGAUGUUGAACACAAGCAUAAUAGGGAUUUUUGCGAUUAUGUUUCUCAACGCGUUGCAUUCCCAUACAUAUUAGAUAAAUAAUCCACGUAAACCUUUCGAAAUCAGAGUAAAGUUCAUUUGCUUAUGGUUGGAAACAAAGUUGCCACUUUCUUCAGCCUUGCUUCACAUUUACUCAAUGGGGACUGUUAUUAUGAGACUGAGUGGCAUUUUCCAGAAUUAGGUGUUGCUUACACAUAGGUCUCACAUGGCCCCUUGUUGAACCAGAUUACCCCCAUAAUCCUUUUCAGUCCACCUCAGACCCUGCUACAAUCUUCAUGGGACUCAGAGACUGGAUGGUACGGAACGCAACAAUACCUAGAUUGCUCUGAGAAACAUACUCCACACUGUCUCUCCAAUUCUUUUUUCACCUGUAUUGUGGUAGUGGCAACCCUGUAGCUAUUACUCCUGAAUCUUUUUCCUUUUUGUGUGCUUUUGUAAUAUCAGGAGUUCUUUAUUGACUUUAUGUGACGUUGGGACAAACACAAUGCCAGCGGUGCAUUGGUGAGGAUCUCACUUUGAUCGAUUUCAGACCAACAAAGGACUACCAAGGAUUUAAUGCGGUUGGAACCCCGCGAAAGUUGUCAGUGAUCCCUGUAAAUAUAAAAUUCUCCAAAUCUCCAUCCAAGGAAAAACUGUAGGCACCUGCAGUGAAACGCCACCUGCGAACAAGUACAUCCUUUGUGUUUUCCUCCACCCGUUCCAGCUUUGUGUUUAUCCGCAAUGGACGAGAUCUACCGGUUGUUUGGUUCGCCUGUAGGGCGCGUCCGCUCGGACAGCACUGCUAGCUCUGCUACCCAGUCCACAGGUAGUCACCUGAUGCUCCGUUUGCGCCUUGCCCAGCUCAUGACCUGCGUGGACGACCUGGACCCCUCCCCAGACCUCCAGGAACAGGUGGCACGCACCUUGGACAAAGCCUUCCGCAUCUGUGGGAAGAGAGUCAAAAGGCCAAAAAGAGAGAACUUUAGGCUCCAUGUGGUAACGUGGAACGUCGCCACUGCCGAUCCUCCGGAUGACAUCAGCUCCCUACUGCACCUGAACUCCCCAAAGUCCCCAGACCUCUACGUGAUUGGACUUCAGGAGGUGUAUGCUGCUCCUCAUCGGUUCAUCAUGGACUUGGCUGUGGAGGACUCCUGGAGCCUUCUCUUCAUGUCCAGGCUGGCUCCCCGAGGCUACCUGAAGGUGUCCUCCAUCAGAAUGCAGGGUCUCCUUCUACUGUUCUUCUCCAGGCUGGCCCAUGUCCCGUUCAUUAGGGAUGUCCAGGCUGCAUACACUCGCACAGGUUUCUUCGGCUACUGGGGCAAUAAAGGUGGUGUUUCCAUCCGCCUGUCCUUCUACGGCCACAUGCUCUGUUUCCUCAACUGUCACCUGGCGGCACACAUGGAGUACGCCUCGCAGAGAGUCGAUGAGUUUGAGUACAUCCUGGACACGCAGACAUUCUACCCCAAAAAGAUGCCACAGAUCCUUGAUCAUCAGCUGGUCUUUUGGUUUGGGGAUUUGAACUUCCGCAUCCAAGACCACGACAUGCAUUUUGUGCGCAACUGCAUCACCAGCCAGAAGUUCAAUUUGCUGUGGAGCAAAGACCAGCUCACCAUGGUGAAGACGAAAGAGGCUCUCCUGCAGGAGUUUCAGGAAGGACCUCUGGACUUUCCACCGACAUUUAAAUUCGACAGGUUCUCUGACAACUAUGACAGCAGUGGUAAGAAGCGUAAGCCUGCCUGGACGGACAGGAUCCUGUGGAGGGUAAAGCCUAAAGAGCCCCCCUCAAAGGAGGAAGUGGACGACAGGGACUCUGGUCUGGAUGAGAAGAACACCAAUCCACAAAUAAAGGAGGACGAGUUCCCUCUGAAACUCACACAGGACUCGUACACCAGCAACAUGGAAUAUGGCAUCAGCGAUCACAAGCCUGUCAUUGGAAUCUUUACACUUGAGUUGAAGAAGAUGUAUGAGACCCCGUUGGUUCGUGUUUGUGCUGAGGGCGAAUGGAGUGCAGACUUCGAUGCCAUGGUGAUCUAUAGCCCCCUUCAGCCCUUCCCGUCCAGCGCCUGGGACUGGAUAGGCCUCUACAGGGUGGGGUUCAGGAGUAUUUCGGACUACAUUACCUACACCUGGGUGAAGGAUGAUGAGGUCUCCUUUAACAACGAGCUUACCCAGGUCUAUGUGAGUAAGGAUGAGAUUCCAGUGCUUGGAGGAGAGUGUGUCCUCUGCUACUACAGCAGUGUGCUGCAGUGCAUUGUGGGUAUCAGCUCACCCUUUAAGGUUCAAGAGUCCAAAGUAGCCUUUGAGGAAGGUCUGGCCCCGGAGAACCUACACAUUCUUGACAAGGCCACAGACAGUUAGAACCUGAGAGUGGAACCAGGUCUCUUACUGGACCAGAAGCAACCUCGUACACUGUCUGACUGUCCUCUAUGCUGUUACAUGUCUGUCUGGUGGCCUGCCUGUCUGCUUGGUGGCUUGUCUGUCUGUCUGGUGGCCUGCAAGCUGCUUCUGGAGUCAUGGAAUGUAACUUUUUUUUUUAUCUAUAGGCCAGUGCACUUAGUUUAUUUUAAUGAUUAAUACAGUUUAACAGUCUAAAAUGAUGGUGAUGACUGUAACCUAUGUGUUUAUUUCUGUUCACAUUUUAAUGUUGAUCCUGUUUUUAAAAUCUGUCGCAGAGAGAUAUUGGCAGUAUUGUUUUUAAGGAAGGCUCAGUGUAUUUUACUUUCACAGUAUUAUGUGUGUUUUAUUUUUUUUGUGUGUUUUUGUUUCCCUUUGAUUGGAUUUAGACAACAUCCUUAAGAUGAAUAUCGAAGGUCAAGGCUGUAAGUGCAGUUCAAAUGGGGGCAGCAGGGCUGCCUAUUGGUCAAGAGCAUUGGACCAGUCAGGUCACUGGUUCUAGUCCCCAAGCCCACCAGUUGAAAAACUGGAUUGAGGAUGGAAAUUGAUCAGAUAAAACAACAUGGAUUCAGCAAGUGCCUCAAAAGAACCUAUAGAUAACAGUCCAACUGAUACUUUGGUACAAAACUGUAAAUUCCUGAGUAUUUAUUGCUGUAUUUGAAGAUGUUACUGUUCUUUUUUUUUUUUUUUAAGAAAUGCAAGUCUUUUCUUGCUUGUAUUGUAUGAAUUGACAUUUGACUUAUAGGAUUUCGUAUAUAUGUUGAAAACGCUUGUACUGUAAAUUCAAUAGUAAGGAUUACUCAAGCCACUAAAUUAGGAGGGCUAUAUUUUCUCAGUAACAUUUUAU
This is a messenger RNA of Esox lucius (northern pike), 3499 nucleotides long. It is a transcript of the gene inpp5ka, whose product is annotated as inositol polyphosphate-5-phosphatase Ka. The transcript has 12 exons. Gene Ontology annotation, cellular component: endoplasmic reticulum; plasma membrane; cytoplasm. Gene Ontology annotation, molecular function: inositol bisphosphate phosphatase activity; phosphatidylinositol-3,4,5-trisphosphate 5-phosphatase activity; phosphatidylinositol-4,5-bisphosphate 5-phosphatase activity. The record is from RefSeq and is a predicted model, not a curated record. Lineage: Eukaryota; Metazoa; Chordata; Actinopteri; Esociformes; Esocidae. Bases 1000 to 2616 code for a protein of 538 amino acids. Gene Ontology annotation, biological process: phosphatidylinositol dephosphorylation; negative regulation of phosphatidylinositol 3-kinase/protein kinase B signal transduction; negative regulation of glycogen biosynthetic process.